UUCCUGGCGACACCUCCACAUUCCACUGUUGCUUUGAGCUGUAGCAUGAGCUAGAACCCAAAAACCCUACCUAUUCCUCGCAGACGCCUGCUCUCGUUGCUAACCCGACCCGUUAUGGACGGGUCUGCAGCUGAGGCCAGUAUUCUGGAGCAACCCUCAUUCCGGGAGAAUCCCCAAAACUCAAAACCUGAUGAUGAUGCUUCAGCUCCAACCGCGGCUCCGGCUCCGGCUCCGGCUCCGCUCACCCCAGAAGAGUUAGUAGCUAAAGCCAGAGCUCCAGUUAAGAAAGAGUUCCUUCGCCCACCACCAAUCAGAACAUCCAACUCCACCACGUCCCAACCUCACGACGCCGCAACGGAGCCCAACUCCACUCCUCUUAUCAAAGAGAAAAAAUCCAAACGCCAGCUCAAACGUGAACGCCGCCAAGAAUUAAAAUCUGCAUUGCACUUGUGUCCGGAGGUUGCCAAGAGCGGGGAUGUGGGUUCUUGUUGUUACGGUGAAAAGUGCCGGUUUAGCCAUGAUGUGGAGGCGUUCAAUGCUCAGAAGCCGGCUGAUUUGAAGGGCAGUUGCCCCUUUUUGAAGAUUGAUCAAGGACUUUGUCAUUAUGGGCUGGCUUGUAGAUUCUCCGGCACUCAUAGAGCUAAUGGUGUUGUUGCUGCUGGGACUCUGAGGAAUGAAGUUAAUUCGUUGAAUAAGGAUGUCCAAAAGCUUCUCUGGAAGAAUAAGAUGAGGUUCCCCAAAGCUGACGCUACCCUAAAGCUUCUUGGCCUUUCAGGUAAAAUAAAAAAAUUGGUGGACACCGAGGACAAUCAAGUUGCUACAAAUGGCUCUGCUGAGGAAAAUGCUAAAAAAGAUUCUGCUGAAAUUGGUUCUGUUAGUGAUGUGAAUUGCUGUUCUGAAUUGCUGGAAGAGGAUAAGCCAGAGGAUGCUGAUGCAACUGAAGAUAUACGACCUGUCAAGAAGGCAAAAUCUUCAUGUGAUGAAUCUUAUGGCUCCACUGAAGUAAAUGCUGGUUAUGGUGUGCAUGGGAAGGAGGAUAUUAGCUCCAAACCAAAUGGAUCAAAAUCAGUUGAUAUUGCUGAUACUGUUACUGUAGAGUCUGAUAAAAUCCUAAAAUUACACCCACGUGAGAAAAAGCUCAUUGACUUCAGAGAAAAGCUUUAUCUUGCACCUCUGACUACUGUGGGGAAUCUACCUUUCCGAAGGGUUUGCAAAUUGCUUGGAGCUGAUGUGACAUGUGGCGAGAUGGCAAUGUGCACUAAUCUUUUGCAGGGGCAAGCUUCAGAAUGGGCACUACUGAGGCGUCAUUCGUCUGAGGACCUCUUUGGUGUUCAGAUUUGUGGAGCAUAUCCUGAUACAGUUUCAAGAACUGUUGAACUCAUAGAGCAGGAAUGCUCGGUGGAUUUUAUUGAUCUUAAUAUGGGAUGUCCCAUUGAUAUUGUUGUUAACAAGGGCGCUGGAUCCGCUCUUCUUACAAAACCAAUGCGAAUGAAGAGUGUCAUACAAGCAGCUUCUGGAACAGUUGAUACCCCAAUAACCAUCAAGGUGCGAACUGGCUAUUUUGAGGGCAGAAAUCGCAUUGAUUCUGUGAUUGAAGAUAUUGGAAAUUGGGGAGCAAGUGCAGUGACUAUACAUGGUCGUUCGCGUCAGCAACGUUACAGCAAGCUUGCUGAUUGGGAGUACAUAUACCAGUGUGCGCAAAAGGCCCCAGAUUCAUUGCAAGUCCUUGGAAAUGGGGAUGUGUUCUCCUAUUUAGACUGGAAUAAGCACAAGUUUGAUUGUCCUCAGCUUUCUGCUUGUAUGGUUGCUCGAGGAGCCCUAAUUAAGCCCUGGAUUUUUACUGAAAUAAAGGAACAGAGACAUUGGGAUAUUAGUUCUGCUGAACGUCUUGAUAUUUUCAAGGAUUAUGUGCAUUUUGGCCUUCAACACUGGGGAUCUGAUUCCAAAGGUGUGGAAACAACUAGGCAUUUCUUGUUGGAAUGGCUAAGUUACUCUUGUAGGUAUAUACCGGUUGGUCUCUUAGAUGUGAUCCCCCAAAAAAUUAACUGGCGGCCUCCCUCGUACUAUGGUCGGGAUGACUUGGAAACACUGAUGGCUUCUGAUUCAGCUGCAGAUUGGAUUAGAAUCUCUGAGAUGUUACUUGGCAAGGUCCCAGCUGGAUUUACGUUCUCACCGAAGCACAAGUCCAAUGCUUAUGACAGCGCUGAAAAUGGCUAAUAUUAGGUUCGAUCCACACAAGAUAAUAGCUAUUCCUUGUUCAAUGAGUGAAUAAUGGGAUAAUGCCAGGACAGCAAUCUGCUGCUCAAAAGCCGGAUGAAAUUUAUCCCUUGUAUUUUCUGCAAUGGACGGCUUCAUUGGGGAAAACGAGCCUUAAAUUUGUGCGAGUAACAUUUUUGUUCUACAAUUCAUUCUAAAGAUUUCCAGCGAUUCUGAAUUUGAGAAUUUGCAAAUGAGAUUGCACCGUCCAUGUAUUAAUCUUAUUUGAAGAAUUUCGUCGAGGUUUUGUAGCUCAAAUGCUGUCGAUACACUUCUCUUGUAUUAGCAAUCCGCCCCAUCAGCAUAUGAGAUUUAUACAGCAAAACACAACGUCGACAUC
Molecule: messenger RNA, 2596 nt
Organism: Coffea eugenioides
Lineage: Eukaryota; Viridiplantae; Streptophyta; Magnoliopsida; Gentianales; Rubiaceae
Product: tRNA-dihydrouridine(47) synthase [NAD(P)(+)]-like
Exons: 9
Coding region: 115-2217 (700 amino acids)
Biological process (GO): tRNA processing
Molecular function (GO): flavin adenine dinucleotide binding; metal ion binding; RNA binding
Source: RefSeq, a predicted model, not a curated record